Molecule: messenger RNA, 972 nt
Organism: Lachancea thermotolerans CBS 6340
Lineage: Eukaryota; Fungi; Ascomycota; Saccharomycetes; Saccharomycetales; Saccharomycetaceae
Gene: GVP36
Product: Gvp36p
Exons: 1
Coding region: 1-972 (323 amino acids)
Source: RefSeq, a predicted model, not a curated record
AUGUCUUUCAACAACUUUGCUGACUCGGUCAACAAGAAGCUUCAGGAGUUGUCAAGCCAAGUUUCUCAAAGAGCCCAGGAUGCGCAGCUGGACAAGAAGUUCAGGGACUUGUCGUCCGCUGUCUCGCAGAGGACUCAGGACCUGACUACCCAGCUUCCAUCGUUCGCGCAAUCUACCCAGCGUUUAGUGCAAGAGAAGCUCGGGCAGGUCACUGACAUUUCGCAAUUACCCCAAGAAUAUGUUGAAUUGGAAAACAAAAUCGACAGGGUGAGACUUGUUUACGAGAACUUCUUGAAAGUCACGCAGGUGUACGAAAACGAAAGCUACGACUACCCUAACAACGUCAGAGACUCGGUCAAUGAGUUUUCUAGCGUCGUGGCUGGAAAGCUGCACGACUUGUCCCGCGCCACAUCCACCAACGAAGCACAGUCCGUGCUGAUCGCACCCGGCCCUCACAAGGACCCCAAGACCCUUAACUAUGCGUUGAGUAAGGUCGCAUUAACGUCUAGUGAGUACCUUAACAAGUCCGUUGGCGGCGAUGACUCUGAAGUCUCCAACGCUCUCCUAAAGUACAGCGACGUUCAGGCCAAGGUUGCUCAAGCAAGGUUGCAGCAGGACACUUUGAUCCAGACAAGGUUCAACAAGAAAUUGAGGGACAUCCUGGCCAACGAUUUGAACGAGGCCCAGAAGGCCCGCAAAAACGUUGAACACAAGAGACUGCAAUACGACAUUGCGCGUUCCAACCUCGCGAAUGCGAAGCCUGAAAAGGAGGCUUCCUUGAGAGUUCAAAUGGAGUCUCUAGAGGAUGAGUUCGCUCAAGCUACUGACGAUGCUGUCGUCGUCAUGCAAAAGGUGGCUGGAUCCUCCGAGCUUCUGAAGGAGCUUCGUGAGCUCGUGGCUGCCCAGGCAGACUACCACAAGCAAUCGUAUGAGCUUUUAUCGGAAUUCUUACCUCAGCUUGAAUCAGCUUAG